UAAACAGUUGAUAUUUGAACGUUUAACAAAGAGGAUCUUAGUGUUAAUUUAUGCGAGAAAAAAAUGUCUUCCUCUAACCUCCCUGACACAUUUACCCCGGAAUUUCACGAUGAGGAAUUGUGUAGAAAAAUGGAAUAUCGCAUUUUAGGACGUACGGGUCUUAAAGUCUCCAAAGUUUCUUUGGGCACCGGAACUUUAAGUUCUUUUUAUGGUGACCUUGAUGUUAAAGAGGCUAUUGCUACUAUACAUAAGGCACUUAAAGCCGGUAUAAAUUAUAUAGAUACUGCUCCCUAUUAUGGUCUCGGACGUUCGGAAGAAGUUUUGGGCAUGGCUUUAAAAGAUGUACCACGUUCCGCCUAUUAUGUGGCCACUAAAGUGGGUCGUUAUAAUCCCACCUAUGAGGGUAUGAUUGAUUUCUCCGCAAAAAAAACACGCCAAAGUGUAGAGGAAAGUUUGCAACGUUUGGGUUUGGAUUAUGUGGAUAUAAUACAGAUUCAUGAUAUAGAAUUUACAAAAAAUUUUGAUAUUGUUAUCAAUGAAUGUUUACCUGAAUUGGAGAAAAUUGUUAAGGAAGGCAAGGCUAGAUUUAUAGGUGUCACUGCUUAUCCUUUAAAAGCUUUAAAGGAGUGUAUUGAAGCGGCCAAUGGAAGAUUUGAUACCGUUUUAUCCUAUGCCCGCUACACCCUGUGUGACGACUCUCUAAAAUCUUAUCUUGAUUUCUUUCACAACGAAAACCUGGGCAUCGUGUGUGCCAGUGCUCAUGCACUUGGCCUUCUAACGAAUGGCGGUCCACAACCCUGGCAUCCUACAAACGAUGAACAUAAGCAGUUAUGCCGGAAGGCAGCCAACAUUUGCAAAGAGGCUAACAUCGAACUUGGCAAACUGGCCAUGUAUUAUUGCAUGCAAUUGGAUGGUGUUGCAACAUUUCUAACUGGUAUGCAAACCCGCCAACUGUUGGACAUAAAUUUGGAGGCAUUUUAUAAUGGGCUCAAUAAAAAGGAACAGGAAGUUUUGCAACUUUUAAAAGAAACUGUCUUUACCAAGUCCAUCAACUGGGAGGGCUUUGAACUUGAACGCUACUGGGCAGCCAUGGACAAAAAGAAGGAAACGACCACAUAAUGAUUUUUGUUUUAUUUUAUAAUUUACUUAAAAUUGUUCACAUCUUUUAUAAAUAAAUAAAGUUAUUUUAGAUCGCA
Molecule: messenger RNA, 1196 nt
Organism: Lucilia cuprina (Australian sheep blowfly)
Lineage: Eukaryota; Metazoa; Arthropoda; Insecta; Diptera; Calliphoridae
Product: L-galactose dehydrogenase-like
Exons: 5
Coding region: 64-1119 (351 amino acids)
Cellular component (GO): cytosol
Molecular function (GO): L-galactose dehydrogenase activity
Source: RefSeq, a predicted model, not a curated record